AGACCGAUUCCGAUUCAUUACAAAACCUAUGUCUUUUUAGUGUUUUAUACCAACUAGUACUUCUCUCUCUCUCUCUCUAGAUUAGUAAACAGCUUUUCGACUUUUUAUGCUUUCUACUGAAAGUCCUCUCAGAUCCUGUCCUAGCUCUUCUUCAGAUCAGUGAAUCCUUUUUCGAUUUCUUAAACUUUGAUUUCUUCUAAGUCCUAACCAUUAUCAUGAGUGCCAUCAGGAAUGAGUUGGUGAUCUCUGUCUUUAAGCUAAUGGCUUUCAGAUGAUUCGCUGCUUCCUUCUCUUCAACCUCCGAUCUGGGUUUUGGUUUUAACUUUAUACCCAAGUAAAAAGCUAGUAAUUAGGGUUUAGAGGUUUACCCUCUUCUUCGUGAAUCGUUGCAAAGGUACAAACUUUAUAGAAAAUUCGGACAUGAUUCAGCUACUGUUUGUAAUUCUGUUCGUGGAGGGUGCUAUUACAUUCUUGUUGCUGAUAAAGAUUGGUCCUUUGAGGGAGCUUGUGAUUAAAAGCCUCGACCAGAUGAAGAUGGGGAAAGGUCCCGCCACUGUGAAAACCAUCGCUGGGACCAUGGCUGUUAUCCUCUUCUCCAAUCUCAUGAGCAUUGUCAAGAUCCAGAACAAAGGUGCGAAGCUCGGGACUAUGUCUCCCAUGGAUCAGGUUCUUUGGCGAACCCACUUGCUUGAAGCCUCUCUAAUGGGAGUGGUACUUUUUCUUGGCUUCGUGAUUGACAGAAUGCACCACUACAUGAGAAAGCUGAUCAACUUUAGAGGCAACGUUGGAUCAUCUAGAGAAGAACUUGAACAGCUCCAGAAAGAGAGGACCGAACUGAAGGAGAAAGAGGAGAAGGCGUCCAAGGAGAUCAAGCAGCUUCAAGAAAAACUGUCAUCUAUGUCAGAGAGAGUUAAGAAAGCAGAGACGGAGUGUAAAGAGAAAGAAAAGAAGCUGGAAGCAGCUGAAACACAUGUCGCUGCUCUCCAGAAACAGUCUGCAGAGCUGCUUCUUGAGUAUGAUAGUUUGCUAGAAGAUAACCAAAAGCUCCAAAGUCAAAUUUUGGGGAAAACUAAGAGCUAAUGUAAGAAUUGCUGGGUUUGUCAUUUUACCAAGGUUGUUUUUUUUGGGAGUAUUGUUAACAAUGGUGAUUGGGAAGAGAGUUUUUCUUAAAUGAAGGGUUGCUGUUGAGUUCUUGCAUCAGUCUUGUAUUUGAGACUUUUGAGUAUAUGGUGGAUGUUGAAUGUCUGA
Messenger RNA from Brassica oleracea var. oleracea, 1248 nucleotides. RefSeq lists its product as uncharacterized. The coding region runs from base 421 to 1080 and encodes 219 amino acids. The record is from RefSeq and is a predicted model, not a curated record. The transcript has 2 exons. Gene Ontology annotation, cellular component: endoplasmic reticulum; endoplasmic reticulum membrane. Gene Ontology annotation, biological process: endoplasmic reticulum to Golgi vesicle-mediated transport; intracellular protein transport. Lineage: Eukaryota; Viridiplantae; Streptophyta; Magnoliopsida; Brassicales; Brassicaceae.